Molecule: messenger RNA, 361 nt
Organism: Acyrthosiphon pisum (pea aphid)
Lineage: Eukaryota; Metazoa; Arthropoda; Insecta; Hemiptera; Aphididae
Product: folate-like transporter 2
Exons: 2
Coding region: 27-332 (101 amino acids)
Biological process (GO): vitamin transport; transmembrane transport
Cellular component (GO): plasma membrane
Molecular function (GO): vitamin transmembrane transporter activity
Source: RefSeq, a predicted model, not a curated record
AACUGUUAUUUCUUAGGAAAUAUUUAAUGUUACAGGUUUUAGCUAACAUAAACGUUUUGUACUCAUACGUACUCAAAAAACCAGGAAAUCACGAUGUCUUGUCAAAUGGACUUGCCGAGGCAAUGGUUACGUUAUGUGGAGCCGCGAGUUCGUACUUAAUUGGAAAAGUGGAAUGUGAUUGGGCGCGCUAUGGUGAUAUGUUCACAGCAUUUUGCUCUAUUGUCAUGGGAGUGCUAAUAAUGUCAUGUUACUUUUAUGAUAAACUCAUUUUUAUAUAUUUGGCAUACAUAUUAUUUGGUCUCAUAUGUCAAAUGCAUUUUGUCAUAAUCUAGUGAGUAAAAUAUAUUUUUAAUAGUCUGAU